Messenger RNA from Danio aesculapii, 2048 nucleotides. RefSeq names its product nuclear FMR1 interacting protein 1 (gene nufip1). The transcript is spliced from 10 exons. NCBI's taxonomy places the organism in Eukaryota, Metazoa, Chordata, Actinopteri, Cypriniformes, Danionidae. The coding region runs from base 110 to 1372 and encodes 420 amino acids. The record is from RefSeq and is a predicted model, not a curated record. Gene Ontology annotation, molecular function: RNA binding. Gene Ontology annotation, cellular component: nucleus. Gene Ontology annotation, biological process: box C/D snoRNP assembly.
CACACACACACGUGUUCAGCGCUGCAUGUUUCCGCAGCACAUGUUUGUUUAUAUGAGUGUGUGACUCUCUGUUGAACCGCUGUGAAGUUUAACACCGAGAAGCGUCGCCAUGAGCGGGCAGCAGCAGCGCCUGCCCCCGCCGGACUUCAGCGCGGAGCCUCAGCAGAGCUCCAGAGCCUUCCAGGCGGCCCGAGACUGGAGCUGGAGCCAGCCGGAGCCCGGGGUGUGGAGCUCCAGAGGCGGACACAGAGCCGCACAGCCCCGCGCAGCUCAUCAUAAUAAUCAUCUCCAUCAUCAUCAUCAUCAUGAGGGCUGGCAGGGCUCCAUGCAGCAGCACUGGGGGAAAAAGAAGCAGCAGAAGCAGCCAGAGUUCAGUCAUUUCUGUGACUCCUGUGAUCGAGGAUUCAAAACUCAGGACAAAUAUGAGGAGCACAUCGCACAGCACGUCAAGUGUUCAGUUCCAGACUGUCAGUUUUCAGCUCAUGAGAAGCUGGUGAAGAUCCACUGGAGGAACAAUCACACUGCAGGAGCUAAGAGGAUCAAGCUGGAGACCGAGGAGGACAUCAGGAGGUGGAGAGAGGAGCGCCGCAGAAAUUACCCGACGCUGAGAAACGUGGAGAAGAAGCAGAAGCUGAUGGAGGUGAAGGAGCAGCGUGGAGACGUGCUGGAGACGCCACAGUUCGGGCGUUUCAGGGGCCGCGGGGGUCCACAACGGGGCCGGGGGUCCAGUCUGGGGAAACGGCAGCAUGAGGACAGAGACCCACUCGCAGCGCUGGCCGACAGUGAAGCCGACUCUGAUAAGGACGAGUGUGUUCAGAAGCUCACUGUCGCCCCCAGGAGUGUGACAGCGGCACUGGGAUCCCUGAUGUCCAGCUAUGGAGAGCAGAGCAGCGGCAGCGAGGAGGAGGACGAUGCUCCACUGCUCAAAGCUGCUCAGGUCUUACAGGCGAACCAGAGCAUCCUGACAGCACCGCAGCACACACACACAGCACCGCAGCACACACACACAGCACCACAGCACACACACACAGCACCACAGCACACACACACAGCAUCGCAGCACACACACACAGCAUCGCAGCACACAGCACCACAGUCCCAUCAUGCACAGCGACAUAGAGGACGAGGAAGAAGAGGAGGCAGAGGAGGUCGAGGAGCUCACGGUAAACCAGCUGAACUGCAGAGACAACCACCAACACUGCUGGAGAUGUUGCUGGCUCCUGAUAUCCGGCACGAGAGGAAUGUGGUCCUGCAGUGUGUUCGCUUCAUCAUCCGGAACAGAUUCUUCGGUUUGGCUGGAAAAGAUGGAAAUGAAAUCAGUGUGUGUGAGGAGCCCAUCAGCCAAUCACAGCACAGAUGCUCAGAGUCAUGACCACACACACACUGAUCUGGAGUCAGUGAGAGCAGAAGAGGAGCGGAACACUCAUAAAGACACACACACAGACAGUCAGAGAUCAGUGUGUGUGACGGCUCUGUCUUCAUUUCCUGAUCUUCUGUUUGGCUGGAGAAGCGUCUGUGAUGAAUGAGUUUAUUUUACAGUCAAAGCUUGAUUAAUGAGGAUCUGCAGGUUAAUUUGCAUAAUGAACACGUGAUCUCUGCUCAUGGUCUUCAGGUUGGCUCCUCCUGCUGGCCGUCUCACAGAAGUGCCUGCUCCGUCAGUAAAUCAUGACUGUUGUCUUUAUUUAAUGUGAAAUGAUCUUUUGCAUCCUCAAAGUGUUAAAGCUUUAGCAGAUAGUUCUGUAAUUAGCUAACGGUGGUCAACUACAGUAGUUAUGAAAUCCAUUACUACUCAUUAGUAAAUCACAUUAACACAUUUGUUUAAUAUUAUUUAAUGGUCAUAAAGUAACGAUGAGCGGCUGUAUUUUAUACACAUUAGUUAAUCUUAAUGUUGUAUUUCUCAUCAGACGGGUCCAUUGAGUAAUGGAGCUUUAUUAUAAUGCAUGAAUGCAGACAACAAUCUUCAUUUCUAUUCGUUAUGUUUAAUUAUAUUCAUGUGCAGAGAUUAAAAGAGCUUUCCAGGAUCAUAAUAAAGCUGUUUUUUUUCCUCA